AUGAGAGAAGAAAUGUGUCAGCUCAAUAAGCAACAGCUGCAGAUCCUGAAGGAACGUUUCCAGGCCUUUCUGAAUGGGGAGACGCAGAUCGUAGCAGAUGAGGCGUUUUGUAAUGCUGUGCGGAGUUACUAUGAGAGGAUUUACCUGUCCACGGCAGAGUAUGGAGUGUUUGGGAGAACUUCAUCAUUGAAGUCGGUGGUGGUGCUGCCCAAGGGACCAAUCCACAAUGCUUGCAGCUCCUCCACAAACUUCAUGACGCCAGCAGAAAUGGAGACCUGGCCAGCUCCCAUAAUGAGGGGACCUGUUCACAAGAACAGGUUUACAAGAGCAAAUGGAGAAGCUAGUGCAGUCAUGGAUGGUUUUCCAGGUGCAGGAAAUGAAGCAUUUCCCGUGGUCUAUGAGAGUACCAAAGAUAUUGGUCCAGUUGUGAAUGGCAAGCUGAAAGGUGUGAACAUUUUGCACUUAAUUCAUGGCAUAUGA
Molecule: messenger RNA, 480 nt
Organism: Tinamus guttatus (white-throated tinamou)
Lineage: Eukaryota; Metazoa; Chordata; Aves; Tinamiformes; Tinamidae
Source: RefSeq, a predicted model, not a curated record